UAAUUAGUUUAAGAGGUAGUAGACUGGCGGGUCUAGGCCAGGUAGAAAUAUGGCUUCCAUGGGUGAUGUUGCUAGAACAUAUUCUAUCACAGUUGAGAUUUGAAACGUUAUCAGUGACGACAUGAAACUAACUAUUAAUAGUAUUCGAAAUAAUCGUGAUAAUAGAACAAUCGUAUUAUUAAUGAUUUGUGAACAGUUUUUUUUUUUUUUUUUUUAUCAUUAACGUGAUCAUUGAUCAAUCAGAUGCUACGUUUCUUCGUUAAUAAAACAAAAACAAAAAAAACAAAAACAAUAUAAAUUAGAUUUUUAGGUUUGAAAAAAAAAACACGACUUUAAUAAUCAAUCCUUGUUACAAAUUCUUCUUCUUUUUCUUUUUUACAAUUUUUGUUGCUGUUGCUGUUGUUGUUGUUGUUUUUGAUUCUUUUGACGUCACAAAAAUCAUUUAAGAUAAAUCUCAUGUUCCAAAUUAUUCAUUUAAAUUGAUCGAUGAUGAAUGGACUACUGUGAUAUUGAAUUACUUAAAGGAUUUGUUGGAAGUAACACUUGAAAAGAUUUUCACUAAACAAAGAUGUCAAGAUUAAUGACCAUGAACGUAUUGUUCCUGUUGAUGUUAAACUUUGAUUGGGUCAUAAUUACAAUGGAGGAACAAUUAAUAUGUGGAAAAAAUCGUACACUAGUGGAAAUACCUGGAAAAGCAAUGUUGUCCGUUCUCGUCGAUCUAAACGAUGGACCAUUUUGUAACAUUACAUCGAUCAAAGGAUACGAAGAAAUGUCAACAGCAAUCUUCGUAAUACAAACCUUGAACAAAUUGGAAUACCUGUCUGAUUUAACUUUAGGAUUAAGGAUUUUCGACACGUGUCAAGAAAAUACAACGGUUUAUAAGCAAACUGUACAAGCUGCCGUUAAUAUGGAUUGUAUUGAACAUUAUGAAAUGGGUGUACUAGUUCCAAUUAUUUAUAACAAUAUACUCGAACCAUUGACAAAUUUUAGUGUCUUACCAAUUACUUUUUACAAAGAAGAAAAUUUAACAAAACCAUUGAUCAAUAUUAUGAUACAUUAUAUCAGUACAAGAUUUGAAUCAAUUGAUUUGUUGUUAACCAAUUCGAAUUUUGUGUUGGAUUAUUUUUUGGAUUCAACCAAAAGUUCGGGUAUUUGUGUGAAAAAUUAUCAAGAUAUACAAGAAUUGGAUGAUAAUGUUACGGAAGCUGUGAUAGUUGUUAUCGGUGAUAUGGAGGAUAUCAAACAAUCGAUUGAAAAAGGAGAAAAACUCGAAGGACCUAGAAAAACGUGGAUUGUUUUACCUCUCGACAGGUCGCAUGUUGAUGAAUCGAGCAUUUUACGAUUACGUUCAUCCUAUGGCUGUUGGUAGUAUAAACAAUCUACAAACAACAACACCAACAUUCUAUCCAAAUUAUUAUGGUAAUUCAAGCCCAGAUCCAAGAACAAUCAAUCGUUGUAGAAGUCCUGAUCCUAGAAGAACACCUGGUUACAAUAAUUAUGCUUAUCGUCCUGAGAUGAGAGAAAUUGAUAAUUCUUAUGGUGUACCACGUGUCUACGUUGAAAACAUUGACCCACAAAACAACAGUCCGAACGAGAGAAGCAACAUAGAUUCGGGUUACGCUUUACCGAAGUGUCAACAACGAAAGAACAAAAAAUUGAUAUUGGAAGAGAAAGAUUGUAUCGAGACAGACGUUUACGUAGAAAACAGAUUAUCACCAAACCGAAGGCAACACGAAGAAACGUAUCCUUCGAGGUGUGCCAGUCCGAAAUUGGGACAAACAGAAGCAACCAUUUGUGAGGAAGACGAAGACUCUAAUAUUAAUAGAAUAACACGAUUUUAAUUUAAUAUAUGUGUAUAUAUAUACAUCUAUAUAUUGCACACA
Polistes dominula (European paper wasp) is the source of this 1883-nucleotide messenger RNA. RefSeq names its product G protein coupled receptor bride of sevenless (gene boss). Gene Ontology annotation, biological process: G protein-coupled receptor signaling pathway; visual perception. Gene Ontology annotation, cellular component: membrane. The record is from RefSeq and is a predicted model, not a curated record. Gene Ontology annotation, molecular function: G protein-coupled receptor activity; sevenless binding. NCBI's taxonomy places the organism in Eukaryota, Metazoa, Arthropoda, Insecta, Hymenoptera, Vespidae.